This is a messenger RNA of Anisakis simplex (herring worm), 474 nucleotides long. NCBI's taxonomy places the organism in Eukaryota, Metazoa, Nematoda, Chromadorea, Rhabditida, Anisakidae. The record is from the annotation of a GenBank genome assembly.
AUGGAGGAGGGGGGCGAGGGUGACGAGGAGUACGAGCACGGGGGGUACGAUGAGGAGGGACAUAUGCACGGCAUGGAAUACGACUACGAGCGUCCACCGUAUCCGUUACGGAACGCGCCGUUUCGCGGCGGACCGCCGGGCGCGUAUCCGCGCGGCGGACCGCGUGGCAUGUGGCGUGGCGGAAUGCAGGCCGGUUACGGAGGACCAGGCGGGCCAAUGGGCGGCGGAUGGGGUGCACCCGGACGCGGCGGACCCAACUGGCGGGGCGGCGCGCGCGGAGGCGGCAUGAGGCCGCCGCUCUUCCACGGCGGACCGCCGCGCGGCGGACCGAAUGGACCCGGCGGAGCGGGACACUACGGCGAGAUGGAAGAGGAGUACUACGGCAACGCGAACCAUUCACCGUUAGGACCAAGAGGUAGAGGUGAGCGAAUGACGUCAUCGUUUUGGUUGUUCUGCAAUGACGUCAUAAUGUAG